GAAGAGAAGAAAAAGGAAGAAAAACCCAAAGUGAACUGGAGGGAGUGGGUUGUCGAUCCCUCUGAGGAGUUCUACUAUGGCUGGCUGCAGGUCAUGAUUCUUCCCAUCUUCUACAACUGGGUCAUCAUCAUCUGCAGGACCUGUUUCUACAUGAUUGAGCAGUCUUACCUAGCAGCUUGGUUAACCUUAGACUACAUCUCCGAUCUUGUCUAUGUUGCUGACAUGUUCAUCAGAAUUCGCACUGGUUUCCUGGAGCAGGGCAUCCUGGUUCGGGACCUGUCCCGACUGAAACAGCGCUACCUGCGUUCGUCCAGGUUCCGGUGGGACGUGGCGUCCCUGCUUCCCACUGAUCUGCUGUACCUGCAUUUCGGCAUCCACACGCCCCUGGUGCGAGUCAACCGCUUCCUGCGCACGCCGCGCCUCAAUGAGGCGCUGGAUCGCAUGGAGACCCGCACGGCCUACCCAAACACCUUCCGCAUCGUCAAGCUCAUGGUCUACAUCUUUGUGCUCAUCCACUGGAACGCGUGCCUCUACUUCUCCUUAUCGCGAUACAUUGGCUUUGGUGCGGACCGCUGGGUCUACCCCAACAUCUCCAACCCCGUCUUCGCCUCCAUGAGGCGCCAAUACUUCUAUUGCUUCUGGUUCUCCGCCCAGAUCUUCACUACGGUGGGGGACACUCCCCUUCCCUCCCGUGAGGAAGAGUAUCUUUUCAUGAUUACUGACUUGCUGAUCGCUGUGUUGGUGUUUGCUUCCAUCGUGGGAAAUGUAGGGAGCGUCAUCACCAACCUCCGCGACCGUGACAACGUGUUCUUUCCCAAUCAUGAGCUAGUGAAGAGCUACUUGCGAAGUCGGCGAAUCAGCAAGGAACUGCAGGGGCGUGUGAACAGCUGGUACCAGCAUCUGCACAUCAACAAGAAGAUCACACGAGAGAAUGAAAUCCUUCUGCAACUCCCGGUCACUCUCCGCACAGCCAUUGCUGUCAGUGUUCACCUGCCCAUUCUGUCCAAGGUCACCAUCUUCCAGAACUGUGAGACCAGCCUGCUGGAGGAACUGGUGCUCAAACUCACUCCCCAGGUGUAUAGCCCAGGUGAGUAUGUAUGCAGGAAGGGUGACGUGGGACAUGAGAUGUACAUCAUUAUAGAGGGGAAGCUUGCUGUAGUGGCAGAUGACGGAGUCACCCAGUACGCUGUGUUGGGGGAGGGAAACUUCUUUGGAGAGAUCAGCAUCCUGAAUAUCAAAGGCAACAAAUCUGGUAACCGACGAACAGCCAACAUACGCAGCAUCGGUCAUUCUGACCUCUUCAGCCUGUCAAAGGAGGACCUGACGAACACGCUCUCAGAGUUCCCAGCUGCCAAACGCUUACUGGAGGAGAAAGGUCGACAGAUCCUUACCAAGAUGGGCAUGCUGGAGGAGCAAGGCGCUGACGGAGAGAGGGCGGAGGAGAAGACGGAGGAGAAGGUGAAGCGGCUGGAGGCCGCCUUGGAAACGCAGCAGACCAAACUGGCCAGGCUGAUGGCCGAGAUGGAGUCCAGCUUGCGUAAGAUGCUGCAACGGGUGGAGCAACUGGAGAUGCAGACAGAAGACUGGGAGGGCAUUGUAGCAGAGGGGGCAGGAGGAGAGGAAGAGAAGGAAGAGACGGUGAGAGAGGGAGAGCGAGAGCGAGAGCGAGAGGUGGGGGACGGGUCAGGAGAGGUCGGGGAGAGGGGGGAAGGAGACGGAGGAGAGGAGAACGAGAAGGAGAGGGAGGGAGGUCAGGAAGAGGAGAAGACUCAGCGAGAUAAAGACAGAGAAGGGGAAGGGAAGGGAAGUGAGGAGAUAGAAGAGGAAAAACAGACCAAGGAAUGA
Molecule: messenger RNA, 1845 nt
Organism: Chanos chanos (milkfish)
Lineage: Eukaryota; Metazoa; Chordata; Actinopteri; Gonorynchiformes; Chanidae
Gene: cnga4
Product: cyclic nucleotide gated channel subunit alpha 4
Exons: 7
Coding region: 94-1845 (583 amino acids)
Biological process (GO): monoatomic cation transmembrane transport
Cellular component (GO): intracellular cyclic nucleotide activated cation channel complex; plasma membrane
Molecular function (GO): intracellularly cAMP-activated cation channel activity; protein-containing complex binding; intracellularly cGMP-activated cation channel activity
Source: RefSeq, a predicted model, not a curated record